CCCCCCCCAGCCGCUCCUGCUGAGAAAACCCUAAUUAAAACUAUUUAUCGUGCUGUUUUCAGAGCUGGAAGUGAAGGAGUGAUCUCAGAUUUUAUCAGUUGCUUUGAUUCGUCGGAUUCUGGUGUUCCUAAGCAAGAGGAUUAAAAUUGACUGCGUUUGAGGAGAGGAAAAGGGUGAAGACGGUGAUUUUAAUAGAACUUGUCUGCUGUUUAACGCCAAAUCCAGUGGGGUUUUUGGAGCUGCACCGAGGAGGCAUCAGCUUGUAUUUUUUUUCUGUGGUAUACGCUUUAGAGCGUUUUAAUAGAGAUGUGAAAGUAAUUUGUACGGGAGCUAUCGAAAGAUAAAAAAAUAGAAUUUUCCGGGGGUAAAAUCCAUGUUCAGUGACUUUUAAAUUCAACUCGGUUGCCUGGGUUGGCCUGCGAGCAAUAUAAUAUAGAUAAAGCUUCUUCUGCUUUGAUGUUGAGGUUUAUGUAUCAACGGGCUUUGUUUCGUGAAAAAAAUUGAAGAAAACGUCAUUUGAUCUCUGGGGAGUGACGUUUGUUUCUCUUUGGGGAAAAAAUUUGACUGUCUUCUUCUUCGUUGAACUUUUUGAGCUUUUGAUGGUGGAGAGCGAGAAAGCAGUUUCGUCUUCUUCAUCCCUAGAACUGGAUCCAUUAUUAAAGGAUCUUAACGAAAAGAAACUUAGCUUUAGGAGGAAUGUUGUUUCUUUGACAGCAGAGCUUAAGGAUGUCCGGAAUCGCCUGGCAUCAAGAGAGGAAUCGUUGACCCAAGAGUUACAAUUAAGACAGGUAGCAGAGACAAAAGCUAAAACUUUGGAGGAAGAGAUUGUUUCGUUGCAUGAAUGUUUAAAUGAGAGGGAUUGCAAAUUGAAAUCUUCUUGCUCGGCCAGUGAGAAGUACCUGAAGGAAUUGGAUGAUUUAAGAUCAAAGCUCAGCGUCACCAAUGCCACUGCUGAGGCUAGUGCAGCAUCAGCUCAAGCUGCCCAGUCUCAAUGUCUAUCCCUGCUGAAGGAAUUAGAUGAAAAAAAUAGCUGUAUAAAAGAAAAUGAAGUGCGUCUCAAUCUCUUAGGGGAGCAAUUAGAUCAGCUGCAAAGGACUCUUCAAGAAAGAGAAUUGUCUCAGAAACAAUUAAAAGAACAUGUCUUGAAUAUGGAGAAUGAGAUCCAGGGUGCAGUUGCUAGAGCUGGAGACAUCAGAGAUUGUGAGCUUCAAAGGAUUUUAGAUGAAAUUUCUAUAAGAAACUAUGAAAAGAUAAAUAAACUUUUGAUAGCCAAAGAUGAUGAGAUUUCUCGACUGAGGGAUGAGAUCCGUUUCUUGUCUGCACAAUGGAAACACAAAACAAAAGAACUUGAGUCGCAGCUUGAGAAGCACAGGAGAGCUGAUCAGGAGCUAAAGAAGAAAGUACUGAAACUUGAGUUCUGUCUCCAAGAAACAAGAUCUCAGAUGCGGAAGCUUCAAAGGAUGGGAGAGAAAAGGGACAUGGCUCUCAGGGAGCUUAGAGAACAAAUUUCAUUAAAGCAGCGCAGUGAAGCGGAUUCUGUUGACAAACAAAACUUCUGGGAGAGCUCUAUGUUUAAGGUUAUUAUUUCCAUGUCCAUGUUAGUUUUGGUUGCCGUUGUGAGACGUUAGAUCCUUUUCCCCCUAAGAACAGUAGGACCAUAGGUCGUAGAUAUCUUGUUAUCUGUAGCGCUCGUGUUAUCUUGUAUGCUUAAAAAAUGAUUUCCUUGAGAUAUAUAUUAGAAACAUAUGUACUAUUAGUUGAUAUUUUCUGAAGUUCCAUUUGUAUGUAGUGCGAGGCAUAUUGCAAGUUCUGCUGUAAUGAGACUUGGACUAUAUAUAUUUUGUAUGAAAAAGGAAGCUACUUAAGAGAAAAUGUUUCCUACUACUGCAUAAGAUCACAUUUUUUUAACACACCAAUUUAUGCUGCAU
This is a messenger RNA of Phalaenopsis equestris, 1928 nucleotides long. RefSeq names its product spindle pole body component 110-like. NCBI's taxonomy places the organism in Eukaryota, Viridiplantae, Streptophyta, Magnoliopsida, Asparagales, Orchidaceae. The coding region runs from base 600 to 1628 and encodes 342 amino acids. The record is from RefSeq and is a predicted model, not a curated record. The transcript has 6 exons.